Molecule: messenger RNA, 3536 nt
Organism: Coregonus sp. 'balchen'
Lineage: Eukaryota; Metazoa; Chordata; Actinopteri; Salmoniformes; Salmonidae
Source: the annotation of a GenBank genome assembly
GGUAAAUUCAGUGGAGACUGAGUAAGUUAAUAAUCAACCUCAUCUCAGGCAGCCUAUAUAGUUUACUAGCUCUCUGUCCUGUGGUGUCUUUUCAAGGGAAGAGGGGACUCAAGCGGCCGGCCAGCUCACUACCAACAUCUUGAAGGUCUCAAGACAGAAACAAACAACAUCAUGAAGCUAAUGCUAACCUUUCUGUUCGUUCUUGUGGCUUCUUGGCCCUUGGUCCUCUGCACCAAGGAGGAGUCCAUGUCCAAAGACUCUCCCCUCCCUCAGGUUCCCGCCGUCGAAACCCGCUCCCGCUUCGCCGCUCUGGACGACGUGCGUCUCCUGGCCAACGGUCUCCUCCAGCUCGGCCAAAGCCUCAGGGACUUCGUCCAUAAGACCAAGGGCCAGAUCAACGACAUCUUCCAGAAACUCAACAUCUUCGACAGCUCCUUCAACCAGCUGUCUGUGCUGGCCAGCGAGAUCAAGGAGGAAGAGGAGGAGCUGAAGCAGACCACUGUGGUGCUCAAGGCCAACAACGAGGAGAUACGGAACCUGUCACUGGAGAUCAAUUCCAAGGUGGAGAGCAUCCUGCAGGAGCGUAGCCAGCUUCAGAGCAAGGUGGGAGGGCUGGAGGAGAAACUGAGCGGCCUGUCUCAGGGACUGGUGCCUGCUGAGCAGCUGGCUGAGAUCGACUCACUGAAGGUGAGCCACUCCAACCUGACCUUAACCCAUGGGGGGAAAUGCUGUUUUGAGUUGAACAUAGUGUUAAAGCUGAUUAAGAUUCUCCCAAAACUCACUGCAAUGUCCAUGUAGAAUACUGGUGUGGUAAGAUACCAAAAACAAGGUAAGGUUUAUGGGGACAUUUUACAAGGUUUUCAGACACUUCAACAAACCUCAAGAAGAUACGCUGACCAAAGUCACCUUUGGUUCUAGGGAUUAGUCUACUCCAUUUUUAGAAGAGUAACACCACUAUAGUACCAGAUAGAACUUUUGAACCCUAGAAGGAUAAAUAGUAAUGUCUGGUGAAAUGACCCAUCCCUGUCCCAUCGUGUGUCCCUCAGGAUGUGAUCCACACCCAGGAGAGGAGUAUCAGUGAGCUGCUGAAGGCUGUGAGAGAGCAGAGCGACCAGCUCGACCACCAGAGGAGCAAGAUGAAAUCUCUGGAGAUGAAGGUAGUUACAGUUAUUGUACAACAAAUUAUGUAGCUUGAGCCUUACAGUUCCAUGACUACAUUUUUAUGUUCAAUCCAUUAUAAUAAUGAUCAUUAAUUGGAUUCAUAUAUCACCAGAUGCUCAAAGCGCUUUGGGUGAAUCUCACCUCAUCCACUUUGAUUAUUCAGCAGGUUGACGUUUAUUUUGUCAUGAAUCUUGCCCUUGAGGCAGAACCGAGCGAUUUCCGCUAGAUGGGCCAGCUGCAAAGUUAAAAUUGGCAAUAGUGUAAAAAAAUAAUAUUUGCAGUUAGGUUUAAAAUAUUAUUAGCAGAGCUUCAUGUGUAUGCUUCAAACCUAUAAAACAACUAUUGUGCAGAGUGCCAGAAAUGACUGCUUGUGUCAUAACAACACUAUUCCUUCACAUUUUUAGCUCACCUACAACCCUUUCAUGCAAGAGACCUUUGAGAAACAAUCUGACAACUUCCAGUCUGUCACGCCCACCCUCGCUGGGUAUCUGACCAACACCUCCACCAAUGGCAGCUUGGACAUGACGGGUAAAGUGGCUUAAAAGGAUCAUGAUAAUUUGUUUAUUUUAUAUUCCCAUUAGCCGCUACUCUUUCAGGGUCCCUACAAAACACAAUGUUUGAGGAACAACAGGUUUCAGCAAUCACUGCAACGUGCUGUUGAUUGACUGUAUAUAUGGUUGUGUCACAGAUCUCUCAUCAGACUGCAGUGAGCUAUUCAACAGGGGGGAGAGAGCCAGUGGAGUGUACGCCAUCAAGCCUAACCAAUCUGAGCCCUUCAUGGUCUACUGUGACAUGGGUGAAGGUAAGACAGACAACGAGUAGCGCCAACGAUCCCAAUGCUCCCACUGGAGGCUGCUGAGGGGAGGACGGCUCAUAAUAAUGGCUGGAAUGGAGUGUAAUGGAGGGAAUGGAGUGAAUGGAAUGGUAUCAAACACAUUCCAUUUACUCCAUUCCAGCCAUUAGUAUGAGCCGUUCUCCCCUCAGCAGCCUCCACUGGACUGGACUGAAACAUUGUUUACUAAUGUAUUUCCUCUUUCCUUUCUGCAGAUGGAGGGGCUGCUAUCAUCCAGAGAAGGAAGGAUGGGUCAGUGAAUUUCGAUCAGAAUUGGGAGAAUUAUGAAAACGGAUUUGGAGACUUUCAAGGUGAGUGAUCGAGUUGUGAGGUGCAAUGUGUACUUCCCAUGACCAGCGCACCAGACCAAUCACCUCACAUGCCUGGUUAUGUGUGUACAGCUUCAGCACUGAACCUUUUUGAUUGGUCUGCGUCACAGGGGAGUUCUGGCUGGGCCUGAGGAAGAUCCACUCCCUCGCUAGUCAAGGUGAAUCUUUCCUGAACAUCCAACUGGAGGACUGGAAAAAGGGAAAACGCUUCAUCGAGUACAACUUCUCUCUGGAUGGACCCGAGGCCCACUAUAGAAUCCACCUCUCACAGGCGUCCGGAAAUCUGCCUGACGCAAUGAGCAACCACACCGGUGUGAAGUUCUCCACCAAGGACAGGGACAAUGACAACCUUGAAGACUCACACUGUGCCUACACCUACACAGGUAAAGUAGUGGGGAGUGGGUAGGAUGUUAUGGAUGCAUGGUUUAUCGUAGGGCUCAAGUACAGGGUUUGUUUGAAUGAAAUUCUUUAUUGACAGGGUUUAAUCUAAUUUAUGAAGCAUUCGAUUUAAUGGAACAUUAGAUUGAAUGGAGUUUGCUGUUUUUUACACCAGCAUCCAGUUCAACUAAUCCGAUGGGUUUUCGCAGGUGGCUGGUGGUUCAACGCUUGCGGAGACACCAAUCUGAACGGGAAAUACAUCCACGUGAGACCCAAGGGACGGUCAGAGCGUAGGAGGGGAAUUCAUUGGAUGCCAACCCGAGGGGCCUCCUACUCCCUCCGAUCCACCCAGAUCUCCAUUCGCUCCACCCCUGCCGCUACCUCCACUUCAACCUCCUCAGAGACAGGCAACUUCAGCUCAGAACAAACACAAGACAUUUACCUAUGGACAGAAACAAGACAUUGACCAACCUUUGGCGAAAAUAUGUGAUAAGGCCCUGACAACAAGGCUUUAAGGAGAUUUAGGAUGUCAGUUUAGUGAGUCUCUUCUGUCGACUGCAUAGUCGGACCAAGUUGAUUGAAUAGGACUCUGAAUCUGUGUCUCUAAACCACAGUUUGCCUUAUAGCUAGUGUAAAAAGGAAUCGCUUCUCCUCUUCAGCAUUAAAGUCUUUGGGAUACAAGGAACCAAAUGAAUUGUCUAACAUUUAUCAGUUUAGCGUUCUAAUUUUGGGGUGAAAUUAAUCGAUAACAUCCUCAUAUUGUUACAUGCAUUUGAGGAAUCCUCUAUGUAACUGUAUUUCACACUGUAAACUAUGAAUUAAUGGUGGACAGUAUU